Molecule: messenger RNA, 1350 nt
Organism: Papaver somniferum (opium poppy)
Lineage: Eukaryota; Viridiplantae; Streptophyta; Magnoliopsida; Ranunculales; Papaveraceae
Product: zinc finger BED domain-containing protein RICESLEEPER 2-like
Exons: 6
Coding region: 1-1350 (449 amino acids)
Molecular function (GO): DNA binding
Source: RefSeq, a predicted model, not a curated record
AUGGUAGAGCAAGCUCAUGGGAGACUAAAAGGUAUACUUUUAACGAGUCAAAAUGGGAUUGCGACGGUGCAACAUGCUAUCCAUGAGUACACUAAUAAUGAUAUCGACAAGAUAAGAAAGAAAUUCGAAGAAAGUAGGUUCCGGAAAUUCAAGGAGUUUAAGGAGGAUGAUUGGUUGCUUGUUGAUUCCAGGAUGUCAAGUGUACAAGAACAAACUCAUUAUAACGAUGUUAUGUGUAGUGACGGUGAGGAUGAUGAUGUUGAGAUGGUAGAUCCUUUGGAUGGCUCUACAACUGUUGAUUGUGCACCUGCACCAGUUUCAGGUGAAAAGGAACAUAAACUUAGAUCUGAUGUUUGGGAAUAUUUUGAUCUCAUUAAAUAUAAAGAUGGAUCAAUGAAGGGAGUGUGCAAGGCUUGUAAAGUGGGAUAUAAAUAUGAUAGCCAGAAAGGUGGAACCUCAUCUAUGAAAAGGCAUAAGUGCCGUGAGCGUCAUUCUCAAUACAUAUGGCAAAUGAUUUUAUCUGCAAAGAAUGGCCAGUUGUCUUCCCGCGCACGCAAAAUUGAUCAGAUGAAGUUUCAGGAUCUUAUUUCAGAAUUACUCAUUGCAAGAAAUGUCCCAUUGGAUUUGGUGGAGUGGAAAGAAUUUAGGGACAUAUGUGCUUAUCUAAAUGAGGAUGCUAAACCAAUAGCAAGGAAUACUGGGAAAGCCGAUAUUGUCAAAAAACAUAAUGCACGAAAAGAAGUUAUUCGAAACAUAUUGACACUUGCUCCAUGUAGGAUGUGUCUAACAUCAGACAUGUGGACCUCUGUUACGACUACAGGGUAUAUAAGCUUAACUGUCCACUUUCUUGAUCAAAAUUGGGAAUUAAAUAAGUAUCUACUGAAUUUUUUUGAACUUCCACCACCUCAUACAGGUGAAAACCUUUCUGCCAAGCUAUUUGCAAUGAUAGAAGAUUGGGGAAUUGAAGAAAAAGUAUCCAACAUAACCUUGGAUAAUGCUGCAAAUAAUGGAGCUUGUGCUAGAACUAUGCAGAGUAGACUUGUUGCAAAUAAGAUCUUGUUUAACAAGGGAAAAUACUUUCAUAUUGAUCCAGUUAUGCUUAAGAUAAGAAAGUCAGUGAAGUCCCUUAAAAAGUCCCAAGUAAGAAAACAAAAAUUCUUGGACAUUGUUAAUACUUUAGGAAUGUCUGAAGUAAGAAGGGGUAUUCAUCAAGAUGUUAAGACAAGAUGGAAUCCAACUUAUCUUAUGUUAGACAGUUGUCUUGUGUAUAGAAGUGUUUUCGCUCACUUGAAGGAGGUGGAUUCAGACUAUAAAGACUGUCCAACUGACGAAGAAUGGGAUCAAAUUUAA